Durio zibethinus is the source of this 1844-nucleotide messenger RNA. The record is from RefSeq and is a predicted model, not a curated record. Lineage: Eukaryota; Viridiplantae; Streptophyta; Magnoliopsida; Malvales; Malvaceae.
AUGGAUUCGUGUAGGUCCAAAUCUUGUUUCCAUAGCAUUAGAUCCAGAGAACUCAGUAGCUUUCGAGUUAGGAAACGACCAUUUAUUGAUGAAUUAGCUUCCGAUUUUACUGAAAUCGGAGCUGUCGCCGUUGAACACGAUGCUGAACCGACGCCUCCUUUGGCCAUCUCUUUUUGCAAGGCAAGUAAAAAUUCUCAUGUUUUUGCUGUAUCUGAUGAGGUUGGAUAUGUAAGCCUGUUUGACUCUCGUAGGAAGCUUUCUUCUGUUGCAUCUCACCAGGAAAAUGCAGCAAAAGCAAGAAUCAGUGAUUGGGUUGCACAUGAAAAUGCCAUAUUUGAUGUAUGCUGGAUCAAGGAAGAUAGUCACAUUUUAACAGCUUCAGGGGAUCAAACUAUAAAGGUAUGGGAUGUUCAGGAAAGGAAAUGCUCUGGAGUCUUGAUGUUGCACACGGGAAGUGUAAAAUGUUUGAGUUCUCAUCCAACUAAUUCUGAUCUUGUUGUCUCUGGUUCGAGAGAUGGGUCCUUUGCCAUUUGGGAUCUAAGAUGCAAGAUUAACUCCAGAAGUAGAUGUGAUGAAGUUUGCCUUCCAUCAACUUCCAUGGUCAAAGGAGCUCAUCCUUCAUCUCAAGCAAGGCGGGGUAGGCGCGGCAAGGCUGCUGCUGCAAGCAUUACGUCAGUUCUUUAUCUCAAAGAUGAGGUUUCUAUUGCUACGGCUGGAGCUGCAGACAGCGUCGUGAAGUUCUGGGAUACCAGAAAUCUGAAAUCUCAUGUUGCCAAGGCAUGCCCCCACCCAGAGUCUUCAUCUAAAAAGGGUAUAUCUAGCUUGUCCCAGGAUUUGAAAGGAGUGUUUCUCACAGCAUCAUGCAUGGACAAUAGAAUAUACUUGUAUAAUGUACUUCAGCUUGAUAAGGGCCCAAUGCAUACUUUCUCCGGAUGCCAAAUAGAGUCUUUUUAUGUGAAGUCAGUAAUCAGCCCAGAUUCAGAUCACAUACUAAGUGGUUCCAGUGACGGAAAUGCUCAUAUAUGGAAGGUAAACAAGCCUCAAAUGGAGCCUAUCAUCUUGAAAAGUCAUCAUGGGGAAGUUACAGCAGUAGAUUGGUGCCCAUCUGAGAUUGGGAAGAUAGCAACUACUGCAGAUGAUUUUACAGUUCGGAUAUGGAACAUUCAAACCAGCUAUUGCUCAAGCUCAAGAUCAAGAUCACCAUCUUCCAUCCGAAGAAGAGUAAUAGCAAUUCCAAGUGCAAAAAGUAGAAAAUUGUUGACGAAUGAGAAUGAAGAACUAAGGGGUCUAACAAAGGAACCUGGUUGUUCAUAUUCUUCAGAUGAAGCAUUCCACCAAAUUAACACGUCAAGUCCUACCACUGCAUCUUUGCUUAGUACUCCUGAAGCAGAGAAGAAAAAAUUCUUAUCAAUUUCAGACUCAAAUGAAACCUUUGAGAAGACACCUGAAGCUGCAGUGAAGAGUCCAUCUUCAGUCCUAAAUCCUCCUUCCUCUUUGAAACGGAAAACCAUCCGAGAUUACUUUCUAGCAGCUUCAUGAAACUUGGUGGAAAAUUCAUUGGAGAUAGUAGUAGAUAUACUGUGAAGAAGGCUGUAUAAAAUACCAGUGUUUAGUCUUUUUUUGAAAGUCAGGUGCACAAGUUCCUUCAAAUUUUGCCUGGAGUAAGUUCUCUUUCCUUCUUUCUCUUGUUUUCUUUCACAUAAAAACUUGGUUAAACGACAAGCUUAAUGGUGUAGCUUUUGAUUUGCAGGUUUUGUAAUUGAAAAUGUAAAGCGGUGAUGCAAAAUUAUUUGUAGGUUACAACCAUUUAUAUCCCCCCCCCCAAUGACCCAUAGAUUUAGAUA